AUGAAUAUGCCGGGGACUGGGAUGAUACCAAAAGGAGUUGGUGCGCCACCGCCACCCGGCAUGGAUAAUCGUCGCGGUAAACUGAUGUGCAUCAAAGUUCGCAUGCUGGACGAUUCAGUCGGCGUUUUUCAUCUCGGGCACAAAGCGCUUGGACAGGCCUUAUUCGAUGAAGUUUGCCGACAUCUGAAUCUUUUGGAGUGUGAUUACUUCAGCCUCGAAUUCACCGACUGUUAUGGCAAUCGAUGCUGGUUGGAUAAAGAUAAGCCAAUCCUCAGGCAAAUCACCACAACGCAUAGCGAUGCACGAUUUUAUUUCAUUGUCAAAUUUUACACUCCUAAUCCAGCUGAUCUCUCCGAUUGCGGUGAUUUUUCAUCCGAGGACUAUCCCGAUGAUAGCUAUUUAUCGAGCGCUCGCUUUGUGCCUAAUCAAAGCACCGAUUUCCAGAAAAAAGUCAUGGAAAAUCAUAUGAAACUGAUCGGCAUGAGUCCCGGUGAAAGCGAUUUGGCACUACUGGAGACUGCUCGACGUUGUGACUACUACGGUGUGAAAUUGCAUGGUGCUAAGGAUGUCGAAGGUACGGAUGUAAGUCUGACCGUUGCCCAUAUGGGCAUUCGAGUAUUCCAUCAGCUUCAGUGUGUAUCCACAUUUUCAUGGGCAAAAAUCCGGAAGCUUUCAUUCAAACGCCGUAAACUACUGAUUAAGUUACAUCCGGAAAGUUAUCAAUAUUACAAGGAAACAAUCGAGUUUUCGUUUGAAAGCAGGAACGAGUGCAAGAAUUUCUGGAAGAAAUGUGUGGAGCAUCAUGCAUUCUUUCGGUGCAUCGAAGUUUUACAACCGAAGAAAACCAGGGAAGGACGAUUCUUCAGCAAAGGCUCUGCUUUUAGGUAUCAUGGCCGCACCCAAAAGCAAUUAAUCGACUACGUUAGGGAACACAGGAAGCGACGCGAGCCGUUUACAAGGCCAAUUAAAUCCGGUUUCACUUCAUCCUCAGGCGAUCGGCUUUCCAGGCCAGCACUUUUUGAUCUCAGUCAACCGGGUUAUGCAACGGUGAGCGAACGAUCCGUGAAUCUAAUUAGUGCUGGAGCAUCGUCAUCAGUAGCUCCUGGCGCAGUACAAAUGCGUCAUGCGAACGGUGCGUAUGUGUCGACGAGCAGUGGCGGUGCACGGAUUCUGAGUCAAAGCAAAAGCCAAACUGCAGCAGGUCAGCCUGUGCCAGGUUUCAUGAGGAUAAGUUACUUUCCCGGGGAAUUGCCUUCGGGUGCUUAUGCUGCUCCGAAUAGUUACAGCGCACGUAAUCAUCAUCCGCAUCGUAACUCUCAGAACUAUCCCAGUAGUAGUAAUGCUGCAGCUGUGAAUGCUGAACGGAUGUGCUUGAGUGAUAUGGAAACUAGUGAUGUUAGCCGAGGGGUCGGGAGUAUGAAUGUGCGUCACAAACAUCUUAAUUCCAGGCCACUAAAAUUUGGGUCUUCGGGUAAGCCUACAGCCGCUGCAGGAGCAGUAGCCGGAGAUUCUAGUGACUUAGCUGAGGCAUCUUCGGAUACUGAUGCUGUUACAUCGGUAUCGUUACCAAAUGUUCUUGCUGAUGACCUGCAACUUGUUUGUCGUGAAUUUGAGUUGAAAUGUGAGUGCGGCCCACCCAAAUCGGCAUCCGGUGAUAAUUUCCUGGAACAGCAAACAGCACCACAUCGCGAUUACGAUAACCUCAGCGAAGGCUCCUACAAGCUUUCAGACAAUGAGUUACGCUCAGUGCAUUCCAAUGAUGUUUCACUUCCGGCUGCACAAAUUAAUCCCGUUUAUGCAACCACGUUCACGGCUAAACGUGUUGGUAACGUAAUCGUGAAGAAGAUUGUAUCGAGUAGUCAUGCGACACCGUCCCCAAAUACUAGUACCGACGGUGAGGAUUCUUACCGCGAGAGACGGAAGCGUAUGGAAGCCUGGCAUGAUUCGGCGGCACACCGACAGCAGCAACAGCGUAGGCAACCUGGAGCAACCCACCCUGAAAGAGAGCGGCAUGCCUCCUCCGCACCCUCAUCCUAUGCCGAGUAUCCGAUACAUCGCAAGCUGGUGCCAAUCGAAAUCGACGGUCCAAAUGUCGACCUCGAUCAACACGGCAAAUUGCGUAGCAAGAAAACAACAGGCGCUGAAACUGUAGCAGUGUCUAGCAGUAGCAGCGCAUGGCCUGCUCCACCACCUCCUCCCGCUGCUGCUUCUGGGAUUUCACUUGGAGAGCCGCCACUUCGCCGACCAGUAGCCACUGUUUCCGUGCACCCUAGCCCCCUAGUGUCGAGCUCGCAGACCUCAGAAGCUCAACCACUGAAAGGUAUUGUGUAUACGUCCAAAGGUACUGUUCUGCAGAGGCCAAAAAUAAUUCCGGAUAGCGUCGAUGAGGCAUCAGUUCCCGGUAUCGAAAACAUCUAUAGCAAUGUCGAUCUCGCUCAUGCACCGCAAAGCUCUCACAAUUACAUGACACUUACGCAGCCUCAACCGGUACCAAAAACAUACGGUGCAGUUGGGCCAUUGCCCGGUAAAGUUAUUACCAAAGAAAAUCUCGUUAUUGCCCCUGAAGGUUACCGUGCGCGGAAACUGAAGCCAGCGGUGCCACCGAAGCCAAAGAACCUAACUUCCUCAGGCGAAACAGCUGGAACUUCCGGCACUGUUAUCAGCCUUGGAGCAAAAUCAGUCUCGAGUGCACCGGAGAUGAAAUCAGUUGCUCAUCCAGUGGUAAAUCUUCAACAGGAUACAAUCCUGCAGUCAUCUUCGGCGCCAUCGAAAAUGAAUGACCUGCAGCGUCCGGCACUGAUUUCAGUGCAAAGCGAAGAUCAUCCAGAAAUCCAAAAAUGUCAUCUUUUCAACAGUGACAUUCCGUACGUACUUACGAUGCGCAAUAUCUCGAAGGUCGAUGAGAGUGCUGUAGAAGCUACGUCUAGCUUUACAACUUUCAAGGAUACGGGCAACAAAAAUACGAUGUCGGAGGUUUUAGCCGGUGCAGUGGAAGCGAGCAGUAGCUCACGCCGUUCGUUGUCAAGAUCACGAAGUCCUGAAAGUUUUCGGCGAAGAAAAUCGCUCGAUCUUGUUCCAAAAAAGCGUUUGCCGUCGCCGUGUAAUUUCUCAUCCCAGGACCACUCACUAUCACCAACUACUCCUGAAUCUGGAGACGUCCUAGAAUAUUUGUUACGAAGACGAUCUGUUGAGAAAUCUGCGCUUGCGAAGCGUGGUCGUCGUGGUGAUCCACGUCGGCAAACACAACCGGUACGUUUCAAUAUCCCGCCAAGUCCUGAAUCAGAGCGACCGCAGUUUGCUGCUAUAUCACAGCCGAACAUCAAUGGAUGUGAUGCGGAAGCCGUCAUCUAUGAAGUAGAUGGUGAAAGGAGGGAGGAAUCACUGAGCAUAAGUCUGAACAAUGUAAAACCUGAGCCGACGGAGGAGGAACAAGAAACAACCACAGAAGUCAAGAAGGAGGAUUUCAAAGCAAAGACUUCUGUGUCCAUGCAGGAAAUAGCAGAAUCUAGGAUUGUAGAUGAUUUCCCACCUCCACCACUUCCUCCUCCUCCCCCACCGGUUCCACCAGUAGUCGUAGUGAAGCAAACAGUACUAACUUCAGAAGCAGCACAGCCUGUUAGUGAGACAUGUUUGCAAGAAAGUACAGAAACACUGCCUUACGCGGAUGAAUCGGCGUCAUCUAGAGCUUCCUGUGCUUCUAAAGAAGACACGACGACUACCGAGAAGACCCCACCAACUUCAUCAUCAACAUUGAGAACACCUACUGGCGUCCUCUGGACUGAUUUCUAA
Molecule: messenger RNA, 3789 nt
Organism: Gongylonema pulchrum
Lineage: Eukaryota; Metazoa; Nematoda; Chromadorea; Rhabditida; Gongylonematidae
Source: the annotation of a GenBank genome assembly